Molecule: messenger RNA, 1529 nt
Organism: Cynoglossus semilaevis (tongue sole)
Lineage: Eukaryota; Metazoa; Chordata; Actinopteri; Pleuronectiformes; Cynoglossidae
Gene: rabggtb
Product: Rab geranylgeranyltransferase subunit beta
Exons: 9
Coding region: 94-1089 (331 amino acids)
Biological process (GO): protein geranylgeranylation
Cellular component (GO): Rab-protein geranylgeranyltransferase complex
Molecular function (GO): Rab geranylgeranyltransferase activity
Source: RefSeq, a predicted model, not a curated record
GGGGGCAGUAUGAGUCUUACAUGCCCAUUGUAACCUUUUCAAACGGAAAACGGUCACGCUUCACCGGAUACAGCAGACUUCGUCACCGGCAGAAUGGGAACCCAAGUGAAGGAUGUCACCAUCAAACCCGACGCUCCCAGUUCGCUGAUGCUGGACAAACACGCAGACUAUAUUGCUGCCUAUGGCUCCAAAAAAGAUGACUACGAGUACACACUGUCGGAGUACCUGCGGAUGAGCGGCAUCUACUGGGGUCUGACAGUGAUGGACCUGAUGGGUCAUCUGCCCCGUAUGAACCGCAACGAGAUCAUUGACUUCAUCAAAGCCUGUCAGCAUGAAUGUGGAGGCAUCAGCGCCAGCAUUGGCCACGACCCUCACCUGCUCUACACACUCAGUGCCGUCCAGAUCUUGUGCUUAUAUGACAGCCUGGAGUCCAUCGAUGUGGACAAAGUGGUGGCGUACAUCGUUGGGCUGCAGCAGGAAGAUGGUUCAUUCGCAGGGGACAAGUGGGGUGAAAUAGACACAAGGUUUUCUUUCUGUGCUGUGGCUACACUGGCAUUACUGGGGAAGAUGGAUAAAAUAGAUGUUGACAAAGCUGUGGAGUUUGUCUUGUCCUGCAUGAACUUCGAUGGUGGUUUUGGCUGCAGACCCGGGUCAGAGUCUCAUGCUGGUCAGAUUUACUGCUGCACUGGUUUCCUGUCGCUCACUGGGCAGCUGCACCAGGUGAACGCUGACCUGCUGGGCUGGUGGCUCUGUGAGAGGCAGCUGUCGUCUGGAGGUCUUAAUGGACGACCUGAGAAGCUGCCAGAUGUGUGUUACUCGUGGUGGGUGUUGGCUUCACUGAAGAUCAUCGGCAGGAUUGACUGGAUCGACAAGGCCAAGCUGCGGAGGUUCAUCCUGGCCUGUCAGGACGAUGAGAUGGGAGGUUUUGCUGACCGACCGGGAGACGUGGUGGAUCCGUUCCACACACUGUUCGGAAUCGCAGGUCUCUCCCUCCUGGGGGACGACCAGAUCAAGCCGGUCAACCCGGUGCUGUGUAUGCCUGAGGACGUCCUGCAGAGGAACGGGGUGCAACCCGACAUCCUCAGCUAACUAACACUUUGACGCCGUCUGUUCGACUCUACACACUCAUGAACACAUGCUGCCCUGCUUAAGUCCCUCCACCGGAUGUUGAGAACCUGAGAUUGGCCUCCACGUGCUGUGGUGUAGCGUUCAGACAUGUUUCAGAUGAAGGCUUCACUGUUGACAACCAGAGCAACACAACCAUCAUCACAAACGUCUGAGUCGAGGCAGAAGGAUGCAUAUCUCCAGGUGAACAGUUUGAGACGGUCCCUUACUUGAGCUUCUAGUUCAACCCUGAAUGGACUAUUGUGUUUUCAAGUCAUGGGUUCACAGUGAGAGAAAAUGAUAAGGCUGACUAUUAUUGGAUGUACAAUCAUGGCCUGGUCUUUUUCAAAGGUUAGAAAUUAUGACAAACAUUCCUCUACUUUGAAUGACUGUAACUUCUUUUGAAAUGAAAUCCAAAACUGCUA